Messenger RNA from Trachymyrmex septentrionalis, 1105 nucleotides. Its product is annotated as coiled-coil domain-containing protein 130 homolog. Lineage: Eukaryota; Metazoa; Arthropoda; Insecta; Hymenoptera; Formicidae. Gene Ontology annotation, cellular component: U2-type spliceosomal complex; post-mRNA release spliceosomal complex. The record is from RefSeq and is a predicted model, not a curated record. The transcript is spliced from 5 exons. Bases 172 to 1095 code for a protein of 307 amino acids. Gene Ontology annotation, biological process: mRNA splicing, via spliceosome.
CCAGUGAAUAUGUCAAAAUAUGUUAUCAAUUGUAUUGUAUUCUAACCUAUUUUAUUGAAAAACAUCAACAUCGCAGGAGUCUAUUGAAGUACUUAUAUCUUUUCCGGGACAGAUUGUUUUAAACAAACCCAGUUAUUUUUUUUUUCCAGCUUUAAAAAGCAAUCAAGCACAAUGGGAGAACGAAAGGGAACAAAUUUGUACUAUCCACCGGAUUAUGAUCCCCGUGCCGGUGGUCUUAAUAAAUUCCUAGGUACUCACGCAUUGCGUGAGCGGGCCCGCAAGCUACACAUGGGCAUUUUAAUUAUACGAUUUGAGAUGCCCUAUAAUAUAUGGUGCAAUGGAUGUGGGAAUCAUAUCGGCAUGGGUGUUAGAUAUAAUGCGGAAAAAAAGAAGGUUGGAAUGUAUUAUAGCACCCCGCUCUAUCAAUUUCGCAUGAAGUGUCAUCUCUGUGACAAUCAUUUUGAAAUAAAAACUGAUCCUGCUAAUCUGGAUUACGUCAUAGUGAGUGGUGCAAGACGUCAAGAGAAUCGAUGGGAUCCUAAACAGAAUGAGCAAGUAGUACCUGAAACAAAAGAAGUCUCAUGCAGAUUGUAUGACGAUGCAAUGUAUAAGUUAGAGCAUGGUAUAGAAGAUAAGAAAAUAGCCAAAUCUCGAAAUUCAGCAUUGGAAGGUGCAAUAGCCUUAAAUGAAAAUAUUUGGAAAGAUGAUUACAGCUCAAACUGUGCAGUGAGAGCCUUAUUUCGGGAUAGAAAAAAGGAACUUCAGAAGAAGCAAGCUGAAGAUCAUGCAUUACUAAAAAAGACUGGAUUAGAUAUUAAUUUGGUAAAUGAACAUGAGGAUGAUAUCAAACUAGCAAAAUUACUGACUCAUAAGAAAGGUGCAAAGAAACAAGAAGGUGUGGAAUUGAAACGAUUAGUUUCGAUUAUACGAUCUAAAAAUAAAAAAAAGAUAUCUUCGAAUGACCGAUUAAAACUACAAAGCCAGGAAUCACCAAAAACACAGGAAAUAACGAAUAAUGCUACUAUCUCCAAAACUAGUAGUUCGAAUAUAUCUCUAGUCAAUUAUGAUAGUUCCAGUACCGAUAGUGAUACUUAGUAUUUUAUAU